This is a messenger RNA of Mastomys coucha (southern multimammate mouse), 1403 nucleotides long. RefSeq lists its product as uncharacterized. The annotation marks the transcript as partial. The transcript has a single exon. The record is from RefSeq and is a predicted model, not a curated record. NCBI's taxonomy places the organism in Eukaryota, Metazoa, Chordata, Mammalia, Rodentia, Muridae.
UCGUUACAUCACGUGGUCUCUGAAACGCCGGCGGUAGCUGUGACGAAAGGCCUCCAUUUCUCCGUGGUGACGACGGGGGGCUAUCUUCCUGUGCUGCCAACAUGAGCUCUUCAGAUGAGGCGUCAGUCCCUGCAUCCUGUGAUGAUGAGGACACCCCUCUUACCGGUGAUAUGAAUCCCCAGGAUCAGGUGUCUGUUCCUGAAGCUCACUUGGGCCAGGAGGGCAGGGAGCGUUUAUGGGACCCUGUGAUCAGCCCCAGAGUUCCAGGGCGUCCGAGCCUCAUCCAAGGUCCUCUGGAGAUUGGAGAGGAUGAGGGCAGCUUCCCAGGCCCCGAGAGCAGUGAAUUGAGGUCUGGGCCUCAGUUGGAAGCAACAGAGGAAAGAGACAGGGUCCUUAGGGAUCCAGAAUGCUGGAUCACUUCUCCCUUAGACCAAGAAGAGGUCAACUUGGAUUUCUUGCCCCAGCUCAGUGUUGAGGCCAUGACUGUAAUGCGAGAGCUGGCCAACCUACAGCCCCGAAAAAUCAUCAGGUACCCGUCCCCACAAACUUGUGCCGCUGAACUGGCUGCACUCUGGGGAAGCAUAGAUGAAGGCUCCAACAGAGGGGCACUAUCCCUGAGCUCUAUGAGAGGGAAACAGGCUCCUGAAGGUGCACUGUUCCCCAGAAGCCUUGGGCGAGGCAGAGCCUGGGUGACCCCAAGAAGAGGCACCAUGGGCAGGAUGGUGAGCAGUGAAGGUGUCCAAUAUCCCUCUUCAAACCCUGUGCCUUCUGAUGAGUUCAGUGACACUCACAUGAUGAAAGUAACCAUUGGCCUCAAAGAAGGAGACCAGGCCAGGUCCAGUGGCCUCACUGAGCUGGAUAACAUAGCCAGACACACAAAUGUCCAAGGCAGAGGAAAUUUUGUCCAUGUUCCCCCUUCUUCACUGUCCAGUGCUACUAGGGGAGUCAGCUCAGGCAUGGAAAGGCAGGCUUCAGGAGAACUGGAAAGCUCUUUCGCUAAGAAAAAGCCAAAUAUGGUCUGGGGUAAAGAAGGGAGCAGGCCCAGCUACCAAGGAGCUACUGCAGCUGCUGCCACCUCCUCUGCUGCUGCCUCUGCCUCAGCUUCUGCAGCUUCAGGUGCCCUGCACAAGACGAGUCCAAAAAAGAAGCAAGCCCAAGAGAAGAUCUCCUCCUCAGAUGUCUUAAGAGGACCCCAGGGGAGAAACUUGCCACCAUGGGGGCAGAGACUCAAAUCAGCACCUGUGGGGCCAUCCGCCCUACCCCCAAUCUCAGGGGUUGCCCUGCUAGGGAAGGCCAGUAAAUGCUCACUGCCUUCAGGGCCCAAAGAGUUCAAGCCCUUCUACACUGGGAAGAAAUCCACGACAAAGAAGACAAGGGAGACACAGUCAGGGCCCAAAGAAGAU